Molecule: messenger RNA, 1162 nt
Organism: Arachis stenosperma
Lineage: Eukaryota; Viridiplantae; Streptophyta; Magnoliopsida; Fabales; Fabaceae
Exons: 3
Coding region: 232-1056 (274 amino acids)
Source: RefSeq, a predicted model, not a curated record
ACUCUUCUCUCCCUAUCAACACUCACCAAUACUAAUGGCAAUGCUUCAUUCUUGAAUCAUCUUCUUCUCUUUCUCUUCUCUUCACUUCUCUUCUGACCAUUUAAUUUUCUGUUUCCAGUUUUGAUUCUCUAUUGGCCUAUUGGAUUUAUGUGUCAAGAAACAUAGGACUAACCAACCUCGUACAAAUCAAAUCAACAUUUGUGGCAUAAUCAAGCAAAAAAGAAAGAAAAAAUGUCAGGUGUGUCUCUAGCUACCGCUCCUACAGUAGUGUCAGAAGAAAAAGUGGCUACAACAGAAGGAACAAGCACAAACCAGAAAACUCCUGCAAAACCUUCUGGGGGCAUAAUGGGGUCAUUGAGAAUGAUAGAACUUCAGCUUGUUGCAUUCAUAUUAGUUUUCUCAGCAAGUGGACUUGUUCCAAUUCUUGAUCUUAUCUUCCCUGCAUUUGCAACUCUAUACAUAUUAGCACUCUCACAAUUUGCAUUCCCAUCACAUGAAUCUUCAUCAUCACCAUCAUUUCAGCAAGAGAUCUUUAAGGGUAGCAAGUUGUUUAGGAUGUAUGUGAUUGUUGGAACAGCAGUGGGUUUGUUCUUGCCAUUGGCUUAUGUUCUUGGUGGAUUUGCAAGAGGGGAUGAGCAUGCUGUGAGGUCAGCAACACCACAUUUGUUCUUGUUGUCAUGUCAGAUUCUCACUGAGAAUGUUAUUAGUGGAUUGUCUUUGUUUUCACCUCCGGUGAGGGCGCUGGUGCCCAUGAUUUACACUGUCAGGAGGAUCUUUGUUGAUGUUGAUUGGAUUCAUGAUGUUUGGCUUAACAAGACUUUGUCUGCAACUGCAAGCCUUCAGGACAUAAUAUGGUAUUGGUUUGGGAAGGGUCUUGCAGUGGCAAACUUGGGAUAUUUCUCCAUGAAUCUGUUUUUUUUCUUGAUACCAAGGUUCCUUCCCAGAGCUUUUGAGAAGUAUUUGCAACAGAAGGGAGAGAUUUAUGCCAAGUCAGCAGAGGAAAAGAGGUCUUCACCAAUCACCAAACCCCAAUCUUCAGAGAAGAAGACAGAAUAAACAUAACUCAGUUUUGAAACAGAUAUAGCAUUUUUUGCCCCUCUUUCCCUUUAAUUACAAUGAUAAUGGAUGUACCAAGAUCUAAAGUAACUUAACUAUUUAUGAU